AUGGUUACUGGUUCAGGUUCUCUAAGGACAAGAGAACGACAGAAUCUGAAAGCUGCAGCACUUCAGAUUUUACCACCAGAGCCAAAGACCAGAGAAGAUUUCCUGAAAUAUUUCUGUCAACUGAUUCUGGAUCCCAACACAGCACAUCGUUGCCUCAUUCUGUCUGAGAAGAACAGAGUGGUGACAAACAGUGGGAGAGUCCAGCCAUACUCUGAUCAUCCAGAGAGAUUUGAAGUCUUGUAUCAGGUGUUGUGUAAGGAGAGUGUGUGUGGACGCUGUUACUGGGAGGUUGAGUGGAGCAGUGGGGGAUGGGUGUACAUAUCAGUCUCAUAUAAAGAUAUCAGCAGGAAAGGACGGGGUAUUGAGUGUGUGUUUGGACACAACAGUCAGUCCUGGAGUCUGCGGUGUUCUUCUACUCUCUCUUUCUGGCACAACAACAUUGAGACUGAGAUCUCAGACCCACCGUCCUCCAGAAUAGGAGUGUAUGUGGAUCACGGUGCAGGAACUCUGUCCUUCUACAGAGUCUCUGACACAAUGACCCUCCUACACACAGUCCACAGCACAUUCACUCAGCCCCUCUAUGCUGGGUUUGGGGUCUUUGGAGGGAUUGUGUGA
Electrophorus electricus (electric eel) is the source of this 615-nucleotide messenger RNA. NCBI's taxonomy places the organism in Eukaryota, Metazoa, Chordata, Actinopteri, Gymnotiformes, Gymnotidae. The record is from RefSeq and is a predicted model, not a curated record.